CGAGUGCGCAGCGAAUAAUUUCUUUUUUAUAUCAGGUACGCCAAGUUGUUGCUUUUCAUUUAUUUUUCGUCAGUCUGCGGUGAAAGAUGGACAGUGACAAUAGUUCUAAACAGAGUUUAACGAAUUAUAAUGAGUCCGCUGAAAGUCAACAAAAUAAAAGUGAUUCACGAAAAACAUUUUCUCCUAAAUUAUCCAACGAAGAUUGUCGCGAAAUAUUGAAAACUUACUUAGGAUAUUCGGAAUUUGAACUGAAGACUAUUUCCUGGAAUUCAAUUAACCAACGUGAAGGUAAUUUAGGUGAUUACUACAUUUUAAACAUACAUUAUAGAAUAAAUGGGACAGAUCAAGAAAUAAACUUAUUCUCAAAAUUUUUGCCAAGUUUAAACGAAUCUACUAACUCUAUGGCUAAAAGUGGACCUUCAGAAAAAGAAGACUUCUUCUACACAGCCUUGGUAAAGGAUUUUAAGCGGGUAGGUCUAGGACCGUAUUUAGAUUUUUUUCCGAAGUGUUACUUUAGCAAAGUGAACUAUGUUUUGAUUUUGGAUAAUUUAGCUUUAUCAAAUUACGAACUGGUUAAACCUCCGAUUUUUUACACCUUCGACAUGACAAGGUUAACUAUCCGACAAUUAGCUAAACUGCACGCAAGUUCUUUGGUGUACGAGGAAAUGAAAUCAAUCGAACAAGGCAAGGAAUUUAGAAUGAACCGUACAUUUGGGAAAUAUCUGAAAGAAAUAUUGUUCCAAACAGAAGAGGUAGAUAAUGUGGCUCAAAUGACGAUAGUUGGUAUUAAGGCUAUAACAGAGUAUCUGAUUCCUCUGUUUACCGACAUACCGAAACAAAUUUCAAUGGAAGAGUUUAUCAAAAGGAGUCAAGAAGCUUUUAGAAACGUUUAUAUCAAACUAAAGCCGAGCUCACAAUUCCGUAACACAUUCUGUCACGGAGACGUUUGGACUACAAACGUUUUAUUCAAGUUUAACCAAAAUAAAAGUCCCAUAGACUGUAAAAUCGUCGACUACCAACUGACCAGGUACUGUCCGCCAGCUCAGGAUCUUAUGUCGCAUAUCUACCUCACAACUGCAAAAGAAUCAAGAACGAAAUACUUACAGUUCUUCAUUGAAGACUAUUACAAAAACCUAACAAAUAUCAUCGAUAAUUUUGGCUUAAAUAUCGAAAAGAUCUUGCCAAAAAAGGAGUUCCUGGAAAGUUGCGAUUAUAUGAAAGCUGAGGGAAUAUGCCAAGCAUUGCUUUAUGGUCCAAUCAAUUUGGUGGAAGAGAGGCAAGAUGUGUUUACAAACCAAGAAAAGUUCGAUGUAAUAAUGCUUAAAGAUAGGUCGGAAUUUGUUAAAGAGAUGAUGGAGAAGCAUCCCUAUUACAAGAAAACUCUGAAAGAUUUGAUAGAAGAUUUAUGUGAUGUUUGUGAAGAGGGUCUUCAUAAACUGUAAUGUAUUCCAAUUUAGCAAAUUUGUGUGACAUAUCUAUUUAGUUAGUUGUUAGGCACAAAUAUUAUGGAAUUAAUUUUUACUGAAAAAAUUACAAUGAGGGUUUAGAGAUAAGUCUAGUAUUUGUGAAAAGCCUGGUAUUUGUGAAAAGGAUCUACAGAAAUUUAUCAACUUUAUACUUUACAUACAUAUUUAAUUUAUAUAACGUUAUAUACAUAUUUAAUUUAAGUCAAUUUUGUAUUAAAGAAUUUGAAAUAAAAUUUUGCUGAUUAACA
This is a messenger RNA of Sitophilus oryzae (rice weevil), 1714 nucleotides long. RefSeq lists its product as uncharacterized. Lineage: Eukaryota; Metazoa; Arthropoda; Insecta; Coleoptera; Curculionidae. The transcript has a single exon. Bases 87 to 1442 code for a protein of 451 amino acids. The record is from RefSeq and is a predicted model, not a curated record.